This is a messenger RNA of Arabis nemorensis, 294 nucleotides long. NCBI's taxonomy places the organism in Eukaryota, Viridiplantae, Streptophyta, Magnoliopsida, Brassicales, Brassicaceae. The record is from the annotation of a GenBank genome assembly.
AUGCAAAUGGUGGUAGCUCAUGGUGGACUCGACGUGCGAAUCUGUAAGCUUGGAGUGGUGGAUUUACCGGAUAAUCCUGAUGGGGAGACUGAAGAGCUUGCGAUGAUGAAUGCUCUCAAAGCAAACAGGCACAUUCAUAACAAGAGGAGAGAGUUACUCCAACGGUCAAGGAUUACUGGAUUGGAAGUUGAAGGCAUAAUGAAGGAUCUUUCUCCUUUAAUGUUUGAGGAUUUUGUGAAGCCGUUCCAAAUAGACGCAGAUGAGGAGGAACCGAGUGAGCUAUCAGCCAAUUGA